CCAGAACAGCUAAAACUGCUUAAAGUUAAUAAACGAGGAAUUAACUUCAACUUAUUAUUGAUUGGUAAGAAUGGAGUCGGUAAAAAACUGUUUAUCAGUAGUUUAUGUGAGGAAGAAUUAGCCUUUGAGGAGAAUAAGCAGGAAAAAUUAAGUAUAGUUAGCGUCAGUAAAGAAAUUAUCGAAAAUUCCGUUCCCAUCAAGUUGAAUAUAUCAAUUACUUCAAAUUUUGGUAAUGAAUUAAAUAAUAAAGAACAAAUCAGUCAGAUUAAUCAAUUUAUUGAAAAUAAGUUUCAAGCAAUCUUGGAUGAAGAAACCAAAAUCAAUCGGGUAAUACCAAAAAAUGAUUCCAGAAUUCAUCUUUGCUUAUACUUUAUUGAUUGUAAAUUGAGUGAAUUAGAUAUUAAAGUAAUUGAAAAAAUUGGUGAACGAGUUAAUUUAAUCCCAGUUUUAAAUAAGGUUGAUUGUUUAACACGGGAAGAAUUUAAAUUAACUCAUGAAACAAUUGUAAAUCAAUUAGAAAAUAUGAAAACAUUCAAUUUUAUUGAUUUUUUCGAAGAUUCAGAUUAUGAAUUAGUUAAUUUACAAAAAAAAAUACCUUUUGGAAUAGUAUCAGGGGGAAGAAAUUAUAAAUGGGGAAAAGUUGAUUCAAAUUAUGGAGAUUUCAAGUUAUUGAAAACAAUAAUUUUAACAAGUCAUUUACAAGAUUUUAAAGAAAUUACUGAAUUACAAAAAUAUGAAUUAUUUAGAUUACAAAAAUUAACAAAUUAA
This is a messenger RNA of Hyphopichia burtonii NRRL Y-1933, 768 nucleotides long. RefSeq names its product Spr28p (gene SPR28). The transcript has a single exon. Gene Ontology annotation, molecular function: GTPase activity; molecular adaptor activity; GTP binding. Gene Ontology annotation, biological process: actomyosin contractile ring assembly; division septum assembly; protein localization to bud neck. NCBI's taxonomy places the organism in Eukaryota, Fungi, Ascomycota, Pichiomycetes, Serinales, Debaryomycetaceae. The record is from RefSeq and is a predicted model, not a curated record. The annotation marks the transcript as partial. Gene Ontology annotation, cellular component: microtubule cytoskeleton; septin complex; septin ring.